Schizophyllum commune H4-8 is the source of this 606-nucleotide messenger RNA. RefSeq lists its product as uncharacterized. The transcript is spliced from 10 exons. Lineage: Eukaryota; Fungi; Basidiomycota; Agaricomycetes; Agaricales; Schizophyllaceae. Bases 1 to 606 code for a protein of 201 amino acids. The record is from RefSeq and is a predicted model, not a curated record.
AUGCUAGAGACUUCGAGUCAGCAAGAGCGUCAGCCAGGCGACGAGGACAGCGCCCACACUCUCACCACCCACUCGUCUUCUCCAAUAGCCAUCCGCCUCAUCAAUCGGCAAGCCAGCGACCACCCAACGAGCGGAUCGCCCCACGCAUUCCGACUGAGCACGUCGAUUGCGGAUGGCAGGCGAAUUCUGGUUCGCUGCUGCCUGCUCGCGGUAGGAUUAACGGGCAGAGGUAUUCAGGACCGCAGGCUUCUGCGGCCAGCCCAAGCCGCCGGAGGCAUGCGCGUCGUCCCUAAGAUGGGUAAUGCGGAAAAUUGUUCUGGAGGUGCCACGGGCGCCCGCGCGGCGUUUGGAGGGAUAUCUACCUCCCAACUUGUCUCAGUAGCGAACCCGACGAAGUUCUCGGGGUCAUUGAGGGACUUUCUGAGACUCCCGAGCCGCCGGAGGCACGCGCGGGGCUACUACAGCGAAGGACGCGAUAUCAUGGUAAAAUACAUCGAUUCUGGCCCGUUCAGGCAUCGUGCAUACGUUGCAGACGCCAUGCAAGCCGGUCUUCCGGGCCUUUCAGACUACAUCUCGAGAAUCGCCUCAAACUUCUCAUUCGAUUGA